UUAAAAAUGACACAUUUAUUGGGGCUUCAUAUAGAAACUCCCUGCUCUGCAAUCUCUUAUAAUUGAGCAAUAGGCACCUCCUAACGGCCCAAGCUCAGAGACACAGUAGGAUGCAGGGGAAGCCAAUCACAGCUCUGCUGCCUUCACCCAGGGAAAGAUAAACUGCAGUUCCCUGUCAGGUACACCUGCUGAUUGCUGUGCAAAGUGCCUCAGGCUCUCCUAUGAAGCCGGGGAAAGCAAAUACAUAAUGAGAGAUAUCUUGUCAAGUUAGGGGACCUUUUGGCAAUUGGCCCACUUUUACAAAAGAAAUGGCGAGUACUGACAGAGACAAGCUAUAGGUUUGAACUGGACAUGGGCACCUAACGGUUUCUGCUGGCCCAGCCAAUCAGAAUGCAGCAGAGGUGACUUAAUGAGUAACGGAUGACCAGUACCAACAGUCUUAUGAGACAGUUGGAGAGGAGAGACAGAGAGAGAGAGAGAUAGAGAAUAUGGAGACUUCAAAAGAGAGAAAGCGAAGACGACGGAGCAACGGAGAAGAACAUAUAUCUGAUGCCCCUGAGUGCAGCCAUGAUCCUAAAAGGGUCAAGCACCAGGGUGAUCGACGUGGGACCCGCAGACCAUCAGCUGGGAAGCCAGCACCUAGAAAUGAGCCAUGGUACACCUUGGCUCACAUGGGCAAUGCCCUACAGACCUUCAAGGAGUAUGGGAAAGACAGCUACCUAUACAGCAGGGGCCUUGAAGAGAAGUUUAUGGCGGUGAACUUCCUACAACAUCAGCCAGAAAUCACCUCGGCAUCAUGGUAUGAGUUCACCAGCCGUCUUAUUUGUAUCCACAGACACCUGCGGUUGGACUUUCGCUCCCUGUGCCUGACCGCCAACCUUCUGGAGCGGUUUCUUGCCUGCGCUGAUCCCAUCAAGACCACCGACCUGAAUAGAGUGGGAGCCACUUGCUUCAAUAUAGCCUGCAAGUUAGCGGAGAAAAGGAACCAAAGAAGACCGAAGCACCAAAAGCUGUUUGAUGACACCUUAACACUGAAGGAAAUGUCCCGGCUAGAGAGAAACAUCAUCCGGAAAUUGAAGUUUCGACUGGAGGCGCCCACCAUGGACUACUUUAUGGAGCACUUCACCCUCCUGAGAGUAGCCAGUCAGAAGGACUCACCAAAAGCAGCCAUUGCACUGACGGCAGCUAGAGGCAUUGCAGCACUGAGCCUGACACACCAUCAGGACUUUUACACUUAUGCACCAUCUGUUAUGGCUCUGUGCUGCCUCAAAGUAGCCGACAAAUUCCAUCCUUCAGGCAAAGCUGUCAAGGUGGAUCCUGCUGACUACCCGGACCAUCUAAUAGAAGAGUGCGUCAAAAAGAUCAUCACUCUGAUUUCCUCCAAGCCGGGCUAUUUACAUGGACUGCUUCCAGAAGUGUUUCCGAAGACACUGCCAGCAUUAACUGGAGAUAACAGAACUCGUCCAGUGAGCCAUGGGGUCGAGACAUCACCCAGAAGAAGCAGAACAUCGCAGCAGGAGACUGACGCAAGCGCCUCCCAGCAACAACCCGAAGGCGGCGAGCCAGCAGCAUCCAGGCAGGCAACGGCUUCCAACCACUUGGAAACUGCACAGGGAUCCGGCGACUCCAGCUACCAUCAAGGAGUAAUUUACAAUCCUUCAUACCCCUACUGGCCGGCAUACAUGCACCCACACAUUCCCACAUACCCAUACAUGCACCCAUACAUGCACCCAUACAUGCAACCUUACAUGGCCACACACCCACACAUGCAACCUUACAUGCACCCACACAUUCCCACAUACCCAUACAUGCACCCAUACAUGGCCACACACCCAUACAUGCAGCCUUACAUGUACCCAUACAUGCAGCCAUACAUGCACAACACAGACCUUCAUGCACCCAGCACAGACACACAUACACUUACUGACAGUCAUACAUGAACACAAACAUGCUAAUCUUCCCCUGCUACAUACACACAGAACCCCAUUUCCAAUGUAUUUUGGUAAAGCUCCAUAGGGCGCAUUGAUCCUGGGAGUAAUUCCGAUUGCCGUUUAGGAGUCAGGAAGGAAUUUUUCCUUUAGUGAAGCAGAUUGGCCCAAGCUUCUCUUCAGGUUUUUGCCUUCCUUGGGACCAAACAGCCCUAUGUGGUGGGGUUACCAGGCCCUCUGGUGAUGGGAGGACACGUAUAGAAGGUGCAUUUAUGCUGCAGCGUGCAGCUCUUUCUAUAUGUGCCCUCUGAUUUCCAGUGAUCUGGUAACCCUGGAGCUCAUGUCAUCGAUAGGGUUCUGUUAAGAACCCUCAUUACAGGAAAACAAUAAAGCUGUGAUCAUCACACAUUCACCUCAAAAGAGUUGUCCGUGUCUUUUUUCAUGGUUUGGGGACUGGGGGAAAAGCUCUGUCUAAUUAAAGAGGACUCAUUGUGUUAAAGACAAGUAU
Messenger RNA from Xenopus tropicalis (tropical clawed frog), 2436 nucleotides. RefSeq names its product cyclin-O protein B. The record is from RefSeq and is a predicted model, not a curated record. Bases 489 to 1940 code for a protein of 483 amino acids. Lineage: Eukaryota; Metazoa; Chordata; Amphibia; Anura; Pipidae. The transcript is spliced from 2 exons.